GGAAACAAAAUACCAGAAACGUCACGAAGGACUUUGUUGUUUUAGCGUUGGUCGUUAUCUAUCGUUCAUGCGUCGUAUAGUCCUGUAGCAACAUUUGUUGAUGUAGAACUAAGUUGUUUCCUAACGAAUUGCAACUAGCUUGCUAAAAAGACACUAGUUACGUAGCUAGCUAACUAGCUAUGUAACAAGUUAGAUAGCUGUCUACAAACUUCUACAGCAACUUGCUGCUGGCUUGCUAAUCACCAACAAUGUCUAUGUCUCUGACGGCAGAGCAACAGCGGAAGAUAGAGGAGAACAGGCAGAGAGCAUUAGCAAGGAGAGCACAGAGACAGGCUGCUCAGUCCAAACCCCAGACACCCAUUUCACGCCUCAACAAUCCAGGCAGUGUCCCCCAGCAAGAGAUUAGCAUUUCCUCCGGUCCCGCAACUUUAAUCGCAACUCGUAGACCAGGAGCAGUUUACCAUACUCCUAUUUCUGAUCAAGACAGGAGACAUAACGAGUUGUCUUCAGGAUCAAAACAUAAGCCUGGACAACAUGUCUCAAAUAUUAUUGGCAAUAAACAGAUUAAACUGAUAGAUCCACUACCUCUUCAAAAGGGACAGCAGUCAUUGAAAGGAUUAGAUGUUUCUUCAGGAGGUGGUCCCUCUGCGUUUAAACCUCAGACCAACGCAGCAUCUCCUCCCGUGGUCAAACCACCGCCACUGAAGACCAUAAGUGGUCCAUCAACGUUUGGUUCGGCAGGUGUCACUGGUACCAGGAGCUCACAUGGGCAGGGGACCAAGUCACCGGGAGUCUCCUCUGUGUUCAACCCUCCACAGUCAAACACAGCAGCAUAUGCUGUCCUAAAACCUCCUCAGUCAAACACAGCAGCAUAUGCUGUCUCAAAAUCUCCACAAUCAAAGACAGCAGCUACAAGUGGGCCUGGUCCUUCUGCCAGUGCAAUGGGCUGUCUGUCUGUUUUUAGACCUCCUCCAAAUGUGUCUUCUGGGCUGACUUCCAGUUCUGGAAGUGCCACUGUUAUGUUCUAUGGACAAGGAACCCAAGAUGGAGCCAAGUCAACAUCUAUCCAGAUGGCUGUGAAACGGCCACCUUCCACCAGUGGUACCAACACUAGCAGCAGUGUCCCCGUAAAGAAGCCUGCUGUCACAGUUCGUGGGAAAUGUGUCAGCCACUCCGAUGAACGCUUCAGAGUGGAAGUGGGCUACCAUUCAGAGCUGAUCAAUGUGUUCAAAAGCAUUCCUUCUAGGAAUUAUGACCCUGUUACAAAGAUGUGGAACUUCGGUCUAGAGGAUUAUCAUCAGCUAAUGGAGCAGGCUACCUCCAUCUCCUGUGUGUGUUUGAAGCCUCUAGAGGGAAUGGAGGGGAUCGAUGUAUCUGUGGCUUCCUGCCGAUCCCGGGACGGGGCGGCGCUGGGGGCUCUGCUGAAGCUUGGUAGCGGCUGGCAGAGACCAGGGGCCGUUCUACAAGGCCGUGCUGCCCUGGUGUCACGAUCACGCUUCCAGGUAGACAUCGGUUUUCAUGCCGACGUCAUCGCUGCUUUCAAACGGGUGCCGUCAAAGAGCUACGAUAUGAAGACAAGAAUAUGGAGUUUCCUUCUUGAGGAUUAUAAAAUGCUUAUGGAUGCUCUGGGUGCCAUUCCUUCAGUAGAGGUGGAGCCUCUUCCCAGGGCUGUUAUACAGGUGUUUUCUGCCCAGUUUGAAAGCAGCCAGACAAGACCAUCGGACGUCCCUGACGUUGACCUGACCUCCAUAGAUUCCUCACUGACACGCAGUCUCAUGCCCUUCCAGAGAGAAGGGGUCAACUUUGCCGUGUCCAAAGAAGGUCGGCUGCUCUUGGCCGAUGACAUGGGACUGGGCAAGACUGUUCAGGCCAUUUGCAUUGCAGCCUACUACAGAAAGGAGUGGCCUUUACUGGUGGUGGCUCCCUCCUCUGUACGAUUCACCUGGGCUGAGGCAUUCAGGCGGUGGCUUCCCUCUGUCCGGCCUGACUCUAUCAACGUUGUGGUGAAGGGCAAAGACAACCUGAGGUGUGGCUUGGUCAACAUCGUCAGCUAUGAUCUACUCAGCAGGAUGGAGAAGCAGCAGGCCACUAAGCCCUUCAAUGUCCUCAUCAUGGAUGAGUCCCAUUUCCUGAAGAACAUAAAGACUGCACGCUGUAAGGCUGCCUUACCCCUGCUCAAGGCAGCUAAGAGAGUUAUUCUGCUGUCUGGAACGCCGGCCAUGUCCAGACCUUCAGAACUCUACACUCAGAUCCUGGCUGUCAACCCCGCCCUGUUCCCCCGUUUCCAUGACUUCGGGACAAGAUACUGCGAUGCCAGGCAGUUGCCAUGGGGCUGGGACUACUCUGGCUCCAGUAACCUGGUCGAACUAAAGCUGAUGUUGGAAGAAUCGCUGAUGCUUCGUCGUCUCAAGUCAGAUGUCCUGUCUCAGCUUCCUGCCAAGCAGCGCAAGGUCGUCACGGUGACCACUGAUGGUGUCAACAGUCGCACCAGGUCCGCCCUCGCUGCUGCUGCCAGGCAACUGGCCGGGGGACACAACAACAAGAUGAAAGAGAAAGAGGCUCUGCUGGUUUUCUUUAACCACACUGCUGAGGCCAAGAUUAAAGCCAUCAUAGAGUACAUCCAUGACAUGCUGGAGUGUGGAAGACGGAAGUUUCUGGUGUUUGCUCAUCACAGACUUGUCUUGGACUCCAUCACCCAGGAACUGAGAGAGAAGGACAUCAGCUCCAUCCGUAUAGAUGGUUCCACCCCAUCAUCAGACCGCCAGCAGCUGUGUGACUGGUUCCAGUCCACUGAGAAGAGCUGUGUGGCAGUGCUUUCCAUCACAGCAGCCAACAUGGGCAUCACCCUGCACUCUGCCGCUCUGGUGGUGUUUGCCGAGCUCUUCUGGAACCCUGGGGUUCUGAUCCAGGCGGAGGACAGAGUCCAUCGUAUUGGUCAGACCAGCAAUGUGGACAUUCAUUACCUGGUCGCUAAGGGAACGGCUGAUGACUACUUGUGGCCCAUGAUCCAGGAGAAGAUGAAUGUUCUUGAACAGGUCGGCUUGUCUGAAUCCAACUUCUCAGAAAACGCUGAGUCAACCAGCUUCCAUUCCAAGGACUGUCAGCAGAGGAGAAUUACAGAGAUGUUCCAGAGGUCGUUCACUGAGGAAGACACUGAUGACCUGGAUGAAGCCCUCCUAUUGGAGGCUGUGAAAAGCUGGGAGGACUCUAGCAACCCCCCAGGAAGUAGUCACACAGGAAGUAGUCACACAGGAAGUAGUCACACAGGAAGUAGUCACACAGGAAGUAGUCACACAGGAAGUAGUCACACAGGAAGUAGUCACACAGGAAGUAGUCACACAGGAAGUGAUGUAGCAGAGAGCCCUGGCAAGAAGAGACGCAUUGAAGACUACUUUGGAAGAUGAUUACUGGAGUGAACAGUGAUUUCCCAUGUAUUUGUUUUAAGCUAUCUAUAUAACUCUAGGUUAUUCCAUAGAGAGAGGUGUCUAAUAUCUUAAUGGAACUAAUGAUCAUGUGAAGUGUGUUUUGUUGACUCAGCUGUUUCUGGGUAUUCUUGGUCAUCUAUGUAAAUAUUGAUCAUACAUUCAUGUCUUUCAACAUACACAAAUACACUUGAUUUCUCUACAUUAUUAUGUUGAUAUAAUAAUCAGUUAUCAGUUUCUAUCCAUACUAUGGCUUCAAAUGUACUCCUUACUAUGUUGAAAAAUAUUUAACUUCAACCCAAGCUGAAAUAUUAAAGGAGCUGUAUGUUUGCACAGCUUGUGGUAGCUCAUGCCACCCGUAUUUUCUAAAGAAAGUGAAAGGUUUCCGGAUGCCAUAUAGCAAAACAACCUGAAUUUUAAUGAUGUUCAAGUUUUAAAGUAUAUUUGUUAAUUGCACUUAACACAGCGUUAUCCUGCAUGUGACAUGGCACAUGACAUCCAUGUUGUAAGAGAAUUAAGAAAUAUCUAAAGCAAAAAGAGCCAUAAAUAUAUAGCAAUAAUAUACAUAAUGUUAACUAGCAGCAUAUUUAGAAAGAAUAGGAUGGGGAAUAUGAACACUGUGCGUACCGAUGAAUGGUACAUAAAAUAAUAUUCCACUGUACAUGGAAAGACAUCAGUCUAUCUGGGAUGUUCAUGUGUGAUCAGUAUGAUCAUAGAUCAGUGUUACUGGUUGAGGAGCCUUAUGGCCUGAGGGAGAAAAAAAAUGUUUAGUCUGGAAGUGUGUGCUCCGAUGCGUCGGUAGUGUCUACCAGACGGCAGCAGUGUGAAAAGACCAUGGCCUGGUUGGCCAUAGUCUUUGAUGUCCUGUGCUUUCCUGAAGCAUCGUGUAUGGUAGAUGCCUUGCACAUAGGGGAGAUGGCAGCCGAUGAUGCACUCCACAGACUUCACCCUCUGGAGGGACUUGCGGUCUGUAGCAGAGUCUGUAUUGAAGUCACUGUAUUGAGCCAGGAGGGGGCUUGAAGAACAGCUAUUUAUUUAACUAAAUUUAAUUUGCAAGAUAUUUAGCUAGCCUAUGGCUUGGAGGAGAAAAACCUAAGGGAAGCUAAUCCUGUCACCUAACUUUUGACAGUUUGAGACAACAUGGACGAUGCAGUCAAUAUGCGCAUACACAUCAUCCUACAUUCUGAUUAGUCAACAAAAAACAACAAAAACAAUUCAUUAAAUCUGCAGAAUCAAUAAAACUGGAAAGAGUGUGACUUUGUGUUCCAUGUGAAUUUCUCCAUGACUGUAAAAAAAAACUGCAGGCCAGUUAAGAUGUAACCUAUCUUUACAUGUGUUUCACACUCAAAUUCAAUUCUAGCCUGCUUUUCACCUUUUCAUUGGGAGUUUGCAUUUUUUCAUAGUUUUAGGGAUUAUUUAAAGCGUUUUAAACAAGAGCUGUUCGGGAGCCAAAUUAGCCGGAUCUUGUAUGUGAACAGAGUCCGAAGAGCGGUUCUGGAGCUGAAUGAGCUGGCUGUUUCAUGUGAACUGAAUCAGAGCUGACUCACCUAAAAGGCUCAGAAUGCCCAUCACUAUGUGGAUACUAUAAGCUCGCCCAGGUAAAAUACUAUUUUACUACCAUGGCAUUCUCAGCAGAAUUGUUCAAGGAGCCAUCACCUGUAGGAGAGGCUGUUUGUCAAGCUGGCAGCUGAAGACUGUCACCUGUGACACAGAUUCUGACCCUGGCUGUGUCACCUCUGACCCAGAUUCUGACCCUGGCUGUGUCACCUCUGACCCAGAUUCUGACCCUGGCUGUGUCACCUCUGACCCAGAUUCUGACCCCGGCUGUGUCAUCUCUGACCCAGAUUCUGACCCUGGCUGUGUCAUCUCUGACCCAGACUCUGACCCUGGCUGUGUCACCUCUGACCCAGAUUCUGACCCUGGCUAUGUCACAUCUGACCCAGACUCUGACCCUGGCUGUGUCGUCUCUGACCCAGAUUCUGACUCUGGCUGUGUCGUCUCAGAUUCAGAUUCUGACUCUGGCUGUGUCGUCUCAGAUUCAGAUUCUGACUCUGGCUGUGUCGUCUCAGAUUCAGAUUCUGACUCUGGCUGUGUCGUCUCAGAUUCAGAUUCUGACUCUGGCUGUGUCGUCUCAGAUUCAGAUUCUUUGUUAGCAUUCUGUAUAUGAUGUCAGCAUGUCUUUGUUAGCAUUCUGUAUAUGACAUCAGCAUGUCUUUGUUAGCGUGCUGUAGAUGGUGUCAACAAGUCUUUGUUAGCAUUCUGUAUAUGACGUCAUGUCUUUGUUAGCAUGGUGUCAGCAUGUCUUUGUUAACAUGCUGUAGAUGCAAAAGGCCUCAAAAGAACACAUAAAUAUCCACAAGAACACAUAACUGCCAAAAAGUACUCCUAACAUUUCAUAAAAUAAACUCAACAGUACCCAAAAGACUACAUUUUCUUUCCAAAAUGAGGCAAAUAUUAGGAUGUUUCAAUUGGCAUUGUGUUGAUACUGAGAAAUCUUUACAACCAUGAUCCAAUAAAAAUACAAUUUAUAGUGAUGUUUAUAUGUUUAGAUGUAUGUUUAGUCAUAUUAGUCAUAUUAGUCAUAAUUCCAACAGUAAAAGUUUAAAAUGUU
This is a messenger RNA of Esox lucius (northern pike), 6033 nucleotides long. RefSeq names its product SWI/SNF related, matrix associated, actin dependent regulator of chromatin, subfamily a-like 1 (gene smarcal1). Gene Ontology annotation, biological process: replication fork processing; DNA repair. The record is from RefSeq and is a predicted model, not a curated record. The transcript is spliced from 16 exons. The coding region runs from base 249 to 3404 and encodes 1051 amino acids. Gene Ontology annotation, cellular component: nuclear replication fork. Lineage: Eukaryota; Metazoa; Chordata; Actinopteri; Esociformes; Esocidae. Gene Ontology annotation, molecular function: ATP-dependent chromatin remodeler activity; ATP binding.